CACCCACACACUCACUCACACAUAUAGACACUCAGAGUACGAGGACUAGGUGGAGGGCCAGGGUAUUUACCCCCUGAAAUCACGCGGGAAAAGCGUAAGAAACUCGAAGGGCCAUCAUCUUGUUCCUGAGCUUCUAAUAUAUAAGGACCCACACCUGGUCCAUGGAAGCAUCAGUUACACAGUGAUCCUUCUAGUAUUAACAUCAUCCUCUAUCCGGUGACAAAACAGUUCAGUUCCUUCACACCUCCUCCUUGUUCAUUUUCUUUCAAACCCCAAAAUGAAGUGCAGCCUUGCUUUAGUGAUCCUUGCCGUCAUCGUGGCUAUCACAUUUGUCCCUGAGAGCGAAUCCGCACCCGAUCACGGUUACGGCCAUGGGCAUGGUCACGGUCACGGCCACGGUCACAAGGCUGAAGGCACGGCCUGUAUCGUCAAAGGCUCCUAUUGCAAUUGCCAUUACUGCAAGUGCGAAAAAGGCCAUGUCCAUUGUGGAGGAUACGGCAAGGGCGGAUAUGGCAAGAAGUACUGCUAUGGCAGCACCCAGGGUGAAUACUGCCAUUGUGAUUACUGCAAGUGCAAACAUGGUUACGGAUCCACCGGAUAUGGACAUUGUCACUAGAAUCUAGACUCGAACCCAAUUCAAAAAAAAGAGACAAAAAUAAUAAUCAGCUUCUGAAAGCUCUGUGUGCCCUCUUCAGCCCUAUUCUCCUAGUCAACUCUCAUAUCAGUAUUAUCUAUGACCUAUGAUUAUCCUCUUAUAUUUUAUUGCUACUUCUUGGAAGUAUUCUCCCCUUGUGCAAUAAUCUCGACGCUUUAAGACAGAAUGACGUUUUUGUCUUGGCUCAGACCGUUCAUUUGAUAUUCGUUAUUUGAAAACUCAGCUGUGCCAUAGGAAUAGCUUUGUCCUGGUUGGCAUUGCUUUGGAUCAUCGACAUGCCAAAUAAAAUAUCAAAUUCAACGAUCAAUCCCGCCACUCUUGCCCUGAAUAGAAUAUGGAAUAUGCUGUCAUCAAUCCAAAAUCUCAUGUGUGCUUUCUCGUAACUCAACGAAAAUAAAGAAAAAGACAUCAAUGUUGAAACGACCAACCAACCAACCAUCUCGUAUUGCGUCCAUUUGACUCUAACCGCGACAACACACGAUCAAGGGAUCAAGGCCACUUGUUGUCGAGUCAUUUAAAUAUUUGAUGGUCAUUGUCCUGGUUGGGCUGUACAUAUGAAUGUACGAGUAC
Messenger RNA from Tigriopus californicus, 1225 nucleotides. Its product is annotated as zinc transporter 7-A-like. The record is from RefSeq and is a predicted model, not a curated record. The transcript is spliced from 2 exons. Lineage: Eukaryota; Metazoa; Arthropoda; Copepoda; Harpacticoida; Harpacticidae. Bases 278 to 616 code for a protein of 112 amino acids.